UUAAUUUUUUCUCUGGUGAUUUUUCUGCGUUUUCUGCAAUUGUAGUGGAGUUGGUAUGUUAAUUUUUCUCGUAGGAUUCGUAAUUUGAGCAAAGUUAAUUACAAUUAUUCGAGGUGUUAUAUCCUUAGUUUAAGACGAUGGGAGACGGCCAAAGUGAAAAUCAGCCACUUCUAAGGGAUGAGGAGGAAAAUGUGAGCACUAUCUCGCCGAUCGGGCCUGAUGAGCUGCCUCCGCCGUACCAGCAAGCAGGCAUGCCGAUGGUAACAUGUCGCGUUUGCCAGGCCAUGAUAGAUAUAUCCGGCAAACGAGAACAACAUGUUGUCAAAUGUUCCGAGUGUAACGAAGCAACACCAAUACGAAAUGCUCCACCAGGAAAAAAAUAUGUGCGUUGUCCAUGCAACUGCUUGCUGAUUUGCAAGUCGUCAUCCCAGCGUAUAGCAUGCCCUCGUGCAGAUUGCAAGAGGAUCAUCAACCUAGCCCCAUCGCCUGUAACUCCACCUGUGCCAACCCUGCCUGGCAUGUGCAGGGUUGUUUGUGCACAUUGCCAGGACACUUUCUUGUACCAGCUGUUGAAAAAUGCACCAGUGCGGUGCCCUCAUUGCCGGAAAGUGUCCUCAGUUGGACAGCGCAUGGCUCGGGUGAGAGGCAUUAUUUUCGCGGUUCUUGCACUCAUAGUCUUCGCUAUUGCCCUGGGAGUCACCCUCGGCACGCUUUCUGCAGCAAAGACCCACGGGGGAGGUAUCUAUGUCGCAUAUGUUGGAGCAUUUUUGGUAGCCUUCGUGCUAGCCAGCCGGGCCAUAUAUUAUUUUGCGAUGAAAGUAAGUACGAUCGAGGGACCUAUGUAAGUAUUCGAUGGCGGAGUUUUGUGAUAGUAUGACUAGGAAAUAUGUCGAUUCCAUAUUGCAUUAUGUUCAUAUAUUAUAGGAUCUAUUAGAUAAAUUGCGUAAUAACCUUUAUAUUGUGAAAGUAGACUGUGUUAUAUACGUUUUGUUUCGUGACAUAAGUCUGUGAUUGGUAGGCGGGCAUCACAUUCUCAGCGUGAAUGUCUGUGGAUUCAUGUGCAAGCACUUACAAGGUCUGUUAAACUAAUUUUGGAUGCGAACCCUUUCCUUAGCGGAGGCAAUGCUGGAGCGCGAAAACUCAUUGCCAUAAGAGAAAAGUUUGGGAAAUAGAAAAUGUGGUAGUCCAUGAACUAGCCCACCGUGAUUCGCGGGAGAAUGUUGGACCCGUCUAGAAAUAGUUUGCAUGUACUUUUAUAAACAUAUUUUUAAUGCAUUGACUGUAACAAAAAAUUGAAUUGUGAACCGAUUUAAUAUUCUUAACAUUAGUAUGCAUUCCGAAAAUAUAUUACCUGAUGACUACAUAAGAUUAUUAAAAAACUAGUAAUAGUAAAAAAAGAUUAUAUUGUAAACUUAAUACAGAUUCGAAUUAAAUAAAAAAUUUGCUUGAUUCAUUGGGUAAAAAGACAAAUAAUGAAAAAAAAAAAAACAAAAAUGGUACCAUUAAAUAUAAUUAUUUUAGAUUGUU
Molecule: messenger RNA, 1527 nt
Organism: Maniola jurtina (meadow brown)
Lineage: Eukaryota; Metazoa; Arthropoda; Insecta; Lepidoptera; Nymphalidae
Product: type 1 phosphatidylinositol 4,5-bisphosphate 4-phosphatase
Exons: 4
Coding region: 138-845 (235 amino acids)
Biological process (GO): phosphatidylinositol dephosphorylation
Cellular component (GO): phagocytic vesicle membrane; plasma membrane; late endosome membrane
Molecular function (GO): phosphatidylinositol-4,5-bisphosphate 4-phosphatase activity
Source: RefSeq, a predicted model, not a curated record